This is a messenger RNA of Spodoptera exigua (beet armyworm), 944 nucleotides long. The record is from the annotation of a GenBank genome assembly. NCBI's taxonomy places the organism in Eukaryota, Metazoa, Arthropoda, Insecta, Lepidoptera, Noctuidae.
UGUUAGGUACACCACUACCCAAGGAAAAUAAAAGUGUCACUGUCAUUAUCAAUUGUAUUUACGUUUUCGCGCGUUUUUGUUGUUUUAUGUCAAUCACGCGGCUUGGUACCUUUGUAUUUGAUAGGAUUACCGUUCAAAACCAAACGUUUAGUGAAAAAGUGUUGUUUUUAUUAUGUGUGUGCAUCAAUUUAUAGUUUCUUUUCGUUUAAUUUGAAAUACGAAAUUUCAUUUAUAAUAUAAUAUGAACUCUGUAACCUCUAAGAGGAGCUGGGCGGCGGAAGUGGAAAUGGAGGAAACAAGAGAGAAUUCUACAUCCUCUAAAGAUAAAUCAAAUGGAAGUAGGGAAAAUUCUAACAGCAGAAAAAAAGCAAGACCAAACAAUAAGAGUGAAAGUGAAAAAAAAGAAAGUACACCAAGAAAACCAUUGGAAUUGGAAACAGAUCCCUUUGUACUACGAAGACGACAAAAACAAAUAGAUUAUGGCAAAAAUACAGUUGGCUACCACAACUAUAUAAGCCAUGUUAAAUAUGACGAAAGAACAAAAGAUCAUCCAAAGACACCUGACAAAUUUGCCAAGUACAGCAGAAGGUCUUGGGAUACUCUCAUCAAAUUAUGGAGGAAAAAAUUACACGAGUAUGAUGUGGAAGGAAAAGAUGAAUGUUUGGACAAUGAAGAUGAUAGUGACAACCAAGAUUGAUAGACUGUUUAAUUUUAAGUUAUAAUUACCAAUAAGGGUCAAUUCAUUGUCAUUCAAUUUUAUUUUGAUAUGUCUCUGACCUUUAUCAAGUUUCUAGUUAGUGGUGUAAUCUGUUACAAAAUAAGUUUUAAUGACUUCAUUCGUAGAAAGAUAUUGUGUAUAUCUUUACUGAAGUCAUUGGAUACAUCUUGACUAGGGACAUUCAUACUAAACAGAUUAAUAUGAUUAUGGAGAUGAAGUGUAACUG